AUGAAAACUAUUUCUUUUGAACUACUGAAUAAAAAGUUUGACGAUCAAUAUACUUUUGAUCUUCAGGGUUAUUUGUCAUUCCAAGAUUUCACUAUCAAUAUGAAAACGUUAAAUAGAAGUAUUAAACAAACACCAUUACCACGACACCGUCAUCUCUGGGUUAGCAUGUUAUGGUUUUUAUGGUUAGCCAGUGCUUGUAUUUUUUAUAUUGUGUAUAUGCAAGACCUUCCUCUUUGGAUUAUUCUUCUUUUAUCUUUGAUACUUCUUAUUUUUACCUGUGGUUUUAUUUAUAUAUAUCAACGACGCAUUCACAAGUUUGAAACGGUAGCAAUGGAAGCUUGUGAUCAAUUGAAUGAAACCGAAAGAACCAGAGGGAUUAGUUAUCAGCUAUGGAAAAAUGGUGACCCGUGUCCAAGAUAUCAAACUGACCUUUCUUGGUAUUUUAUGUUUGGUGCUCAAUCUAUCUAUGAAAUGGUGAUUCAAUUUGAUGAUCGGUAUAAUCAGCGAUAUUCCAAGGAUUUUGUUAGUGUACCACUCUAUUCAGCCUUACCUGGUAUUACCGUAGAGGAUGAAAAGUCAAAUGAAAUCAAUUCCCCUUUUUUAUCCAGUGAUGAAAAAUCUCAAGUUGCUCUCUCUGUUGUCUAG
Messenger RNA from Halteromyces radiatus, 645 nucleotides. RefSeq lists its product as uncharacterized. NCBI's taxonomy places the organism in Eukaryota, Fungi, Mucoromycota, Mucoromycetes, Mucorales, Cunninghamellaceae. Bases 1 to 645 code for a protein of 214 amino acids. The record is from RefSeq and is a predicted model, not a curated record. The transcript has 4 exons.